AUGGACAUGAAACAACAAGAGCACGAUAGGGCAAUUGAUGUAGAAAAUGCAAAAGAAAGGGAGUAUGUAUGCCAACAAAGGGAGUAUGCACGCCAAGAAAAGAUUGAAAAUAAGGAUCGGGAAACAAUGGCCAUGGAUACAACCCAUAUGUCCCCUGAAACAAAACAAUAUUGGAAGCUAGAACGAAGGGAUGUUAUGAGACGAAGACUUUUUCGUGACGAUGGACCUAGCAACACGGAUUGA
Molecule: messenger RNA, 243 nt
Organism: Prunus armeniaca (apricot)
Lineage: Eukaryota; Viridiplantae; Streptophyta; Magnoliopsida; Rosales; Rosaceae
Source: the annotation of a GenBank genome assembly